AUGGAGGUAUUUGGAAAAUCCCCGAUGGUUGGCUCUGCAAACGUUAUUUACUUGUCUACCAUUCUGGGUCGCAGUGGAGCCGUCCCUUGUCACAAGUGUGACUGGAAAUGUGAGAAUGAAAAUGUUUGUGGGAAUAUGUAUCGGUGCAAACUAACAGAGCUAACUCAUGCCUGCGACAAGAAUUGUGAUCAACGAAUUAUGUAUGAUAACCAUAGCUCAUUGUACCGAGUCAGUUGCCGGAUAUUCCCUCUCUCACCAGCUGAGGAGCAGGUGGUUAAAGGGGUUCGAAGGAAGCUCGAUGCUGAGAAUCAUCCCUCUGAGAGCUGCACGUCUAAGCGUCGUCGAUGUAAUGCACAGUUCCAUCCUUCUCCUUUUGAGAGGUCUUUUUCUACUGUCAGUCUCAUCUGCAACCAAGUUGGAGAGGGAAUAGACAUGGGCUAG
This is a messenger RNA of Tarenaya hassleriana, 441 nucleotides long. RefSeq lists its product as uncharacterized. NCBI's taxonomy places the organism in Eukaryota, Viridiplantae, Streptophyta, Magnoliopsida, Brassicales, Cleomaceae. The record is from RefSeq and is a predicted model, not a curated record. Bases 1 to 441 code for a protein of 146 amino acids. The transcript has a single exon.